Molecule: messenger RNA, 1134 nt
Organism: Priapulus caudatus
Lineage: Eukaryota; Metazoa; Priapulida; Priapulimorpha; Priapulimorphida; Priapulidae
Product: histone-lysine N-methyltransferase 2A-like
Exons: 9
Coding region: 1-1119 (372 amino acids)
Molecular function (GO): zinc ion binding; DNA binding
Source: RefSeq, a predicted model, not a curated record
AUGAAGGAAAGGGAUGUUAAGCAGGAGGAGCAGCAGGAGGAGGGUUUGUUAUCGAGCCAGACUGCUGGAACGGAGGAGGAAGCAUCUGCCGGGAAGAAGAGGAAGAGAAAGAGUCAGAAGGAUCUCUCCUCGGGAGAAGCGGCCAAGGAAGAAGAGGAGAAGAAGGCGCGAGGGAAGAACAACGCCAUCUCCACCGACAACGCCGCCGAGACGCCGCCAGAUGGCGCCACCAACGUGAAGCAGGAAGUCGACGAUGCGGCAGAAGUUGACGCGGCCACCAGGCGGCGCCCGCAGAUGCGUGCGAUGCUGCUCGUAAAAGAUAGCUCGCUGCUCAACAUGAAACUCGCAGAUGCGUUGAAGCGGCGCGCCAUCCAGGCCCAGAAGGGCGUCGCCCAGAAGGGCGUCGGCAAGCAGCGGCGUCGCAAGCCGCUGCUGCUGCCGCCGAAGAAACAAAAGCUGCAGGUGGCGCCGCCGGCGAGCGGGGAGGAUGCGGUGAGGUCGUCGACGCGCAUUCAGGCGCGCAUUGUGCGACACUUUGAGAAGAUGAGGUCUAACGCAGGGGAGGAGGCCGAGGAUGAGGAUGCGGAGGAGGGGAGGAGUCCAACGAAAGCCGAGUGUCAGGGACCGAGGAUUAAACACGUUGCUCGUCGGAUGGAGGUGGCACUGGGGAAGCCCGCCAUGGCCGAGGCUACCACCCUGCACCUCAGCGCUCUCCCUGAUGAUGAGAAGACCAACCUGAGGUCCUCUGAUGACAGUGAUGAUGAGUGGUCCGUCGCUGGCAAGCCCAAGAAGAAGGCGGGGUCGGUCGGCAGCGCCACGCCACGGUCCACGCGAUUCCGUCGCAUCCGCUGUGGCCGCUGCCUGCCGUGUUGCAGGAAGGAUUGUCGGACAUGCCCCCCCUGCAUUGACAUGAGCAAAUAUGGCGGUCGUGGAGUAUACAAGAAGGGAUGCAAGCUGCGUAUCUGUGAGAAACCUCAGUUUGGCCGUGACAUCAAAGAUGGCGUCGCGAAGGGUAUGACAAUCAGCGCUGCGGUAAAGAAAGUGCGCGGGAAGGCCUACAAGCACAACAAGCUACAGAUGGAGCCACAGGUGGCGCUGUCGAAGCGUUCCGAAGCCUGAGCCGGUCGCUGCAUC